ACAUUACAUCCCCAAAGAUUCUGUUCUGUUUUCCCUCACAAAUAUCACACACACACUCGUGUAGUUAUAACUUCCAUUUAUCCACUCUCUCUCUCUCUCUAUACACACAUCGCUGCAAAACUAGAGACAGCAGCAACGAACCUUUAAUGGCUUCCAUUUCAGCCACGUGUUCUCCAACUUCGCUCCAACUCCGAUUAGCCUUCAAUCCAGCCAAAUUUCCCCUUUCUCUCCACGUCCGACUGCGCAACAACAACCCUCGACUUCGACCCCUUUGCUCUGUUCAUAACGCCAAGGGCUCCGAAUGGGUCGGGUCUAAUCCUGACGGAGACGGGUUAUCGGGUUGGUCCGAUUCAUCAACUGGACAACACUCCAACCAUUCCCAGAACAAGAAGGAAUCAUACGGAGGAGUUGUGGGAGUAGGAGUGGCUGGAGUCCUUCUUUUCACAGGGAUUACCUUUGCUGCCGUAUCUCUUGGAAAACGAAAUGGUUCCACGCCGGAGCAACAAAUGAAGCCUUUGACGACACAUCAAGAGGUGCUUUUGUCUUCUGAUGACCGUGAUAAUGAUAGUACAGGACAAGUAAAUGCUGAGAACAAAUUCGAGCAAGAAAAUGGUGAAAUGGAAGGUCGUAUAGAUAGACCCCGGGAUUAUUCAUCUCCUGAGUCUGAUAAUAAUAUUCAAGGUGACUAUAGAACUGUUGAUGAUUUUGAUAUAGGAUCCGAGUUAGUAAACGAUAGUAAAACAGCCUCCAAUGAUAUUGAUGAUGCCCCUAAACAUGUAUCUGUUCAAGAAGACUCUUGGCAUGAGUCGGCUUGUGAUGACGAGUUAAUUGUUCCCAGUGAAAAUCAAAUGCAACUUCAACCUGAAAAUACUGUUGAUUCUUUUAGUGUUUAUGGAUUUAGAGAUUUUGAUAGCAACCUGGCUGUAGAUACAGCGGACUCUAAUGCCUAUCUUAAAGAAAACCUAUUUAAUGCUGAACCAGGAAACAUGCCCAAUUACAAUGGUAAGCCACUAGACCUUAAUAAUGAGCAGCGGGAUGAAAUAACCAGUUCAAGUGGGAGUAGAAAUUCUGAUAUUUCCAAAACCCCAUCUAGUUUAGGUGCUUAUAAUGAGACUGAAACUGUUAGUAUUGUGGUAAAUCCUGAGCCAAACAACACAAUUUCAGAUCCUAAGUUUUUAAGUGAAGAUGAUCAAGAAAAUAACCUAUCAGCUUCAAAGAAAGAAAACCUUGACCUGAACAAAACUCCACAUGUAUCAUAUGAGGGAAAUAAGUCAUCCUUUGAAGAACAGAGUAUCCCAGAAAAUGUCGUUUUAAGAAAAUCAGUUUUCACAUCAUCAACUGAUUCCUUGGUAGAUGAGCAGGUUAGAAAUGAGAAUAAUGAGGUUAAUAAAGUUAGAUUUGAAUCUCCAAAUUCUGGAUCCUUUUUCUCUGCUCCUGGCAUUCCUGUUUUGAUUCCAGCAGCUGUUGAUCAGGUUCAGGGACAAGCGCUAGCUGCAUUGCAAGUUUUAAAGGUCAUUGAGCCUGAUGUUCAACCUGGUGAUUUAUGCACACGUCGUGAAUAUGCUCGAUGGUUGGUAUCUGCCAGCAGUGCUCUUUCAAGGAAUACGGUUUCCAAAGUGUAUCCUGCCAUGUACAUAGACAAUGUUACUGAGCUUGCAUUUGAUGACAUCACCACCGAGGACCCUGAUUUUUCUUCCAUUCAAGGUUUGGCAGAAGCUGGACUUAUUGAAAGCAGGCUCUCAGUAAGUGAUAUACAGUUGUCCGCUGAUGAAGACAAUAGCCCUUUUUACUUCUCCCCUGAAAGCCCUUUAUCACGUCAGGAUCUUGUCAGUUGGAAAAUGGCCCUAGAGAAAAGACAGCUUCCUGAAGCUGACAGAAAGAUGCUCCACCGACUUUCUGGUUUCAUAGACGCUGAUAAGAUACAUCCUAAUGCAUGCCCCGCACUAGUAGCCGAUCUAUCUUCUGGCGAGCAGGGUAUAAUUGCUCUUGCAUUUGGUUAUACACGAUUGUUCCAGCCCGACAAACCAGUGACAAAAGCCCAAGCUGCUAUUGCCCUUGCUACUGGAGAUGCUUCUGACAUAGUCAGUGAAGAGCUUGCACGCAUUGAAGCAGAAUCUAUCGCUGAAAAUGCUGUUGCUGCACAUACUGCUUUAGUAGCUCAAGUUGAGAAAGAUAUCAAUGCCAGUUUCGAGCAGGAGCUUUUCCUAGAGAGGGGAAAAAUCAAUGCAAUUGAAAGAAUGGCAGAAGAGGCAAAACUCGAGUUGGAAACACUGAGAGCUCAGAGAGAAGAAGAUACUGUCGUCUUGGAAAAAGAACGCGCUGCUAUUGAAUCAGAAAUGGAAGUUUUCUCAAAGUUAAGGAAUGAGGUUCAGGAUCAAUUACAAAGUCUUAUGAAUAACAAGGUUGAAAUGGCGUAUGAAAAAGAGAGGAUAAAAAAGCUUCGGGAACAAGCAGAAGUUGAAAACAAUGAGAUUACCCGUUUACAAUAUGAGCUAGAGGUUGAACGCAAAGCCUUGUCCAUGGCCAGGACUUGGGCGGAGGAUGAAGCCAAACGAGUGAGAGAACAAGCAAGAGCAUUAGAGGAGGCUAGAGAUCGUUGGGAGAGGCACGGAAUCAAAGUGGUGGUUGAUGAUGACCUCCGCAAGGAGGCCUCGGCUGAAGUUACAUGGUUGAAUGCUGGGGAGCAGUACUCAACUCAAGGAUCAGUUGACAGGGCUAAAAGCUUAUUGGAGAAGCUCAAACAAAUGGGGGCAGAUGUCGAAGGAAAGUGCAGAGAAACAAUUGACAAAAUCAUCCUUAUGGUUUCCCUAUUUUUAUCAAAAUUGAAGGAAUGGACAGCAAAAGCAAAAAUGCAGGCCGAAGAAAUGCAUGAAGCUGCUAUCUCAAAGGCAGGUAAGUCGGCCAACGAGUUGCAGCACAGUGCCGUCGAAUUUGGAUUUACUGUGAAAGAAGGUGCAAAGCGAGUUGCUGGCGAUUGUAGGGAAGGAGUUGAGAAAAUCACCCAAAAGUUCACUCAUAAGUUCAAGACCUGAUCUUUCCAGCUCACUGCAUCUUUAAUUUAUUAUUUUUCAAGCUGCUGAUUAUUGACCAGAAGUGUAGUUUAUUGAGUUUCUUUUUCUUUGUGCUUCAAUAGAGACACCAGACACAGAGGCAGUGUCAUUGGCAGUUAUAACUUUCUAUAUCUGUCUUUGGAUGAUUGCAACACAUUCAUACGUUUUUGUAUAAUAAUUGAAACUAAUAGCAAUUGUAAUUGAGAAAUAAAAUAACUUGCUGUAAUUGAACAUUUUAUUUUUUUUUCU
Molecule: messenger RNA, 3299 nt
Organism: Cicer arietinum (chickpea)
Lineage: Eukaryota; Viridiplantae; Streptophyta; Magnoliopsida; Fabales; Fabaceae
Source: RefSeq, a predicted model, not a curated record